Messenger RNA from Lemur catta (Ring-tailed lemur), 613 nucleotides. RefSeq names its product fetal and adult testis expressed 1 (gene FATE1). Gene Ontology annotation, cellular component: mitochondria-associated endoplasmic reticulum membrane contact site; endoplasmic reticulum; mitochondrial outer membrane. Bases 62 to 613 code for a protein of 183 amino acids. The record is from RefSeq and is a predicted model, not a curated record. The transcript is spliced from 5 exons. Gene Ontology annotation, molecular function: ubiquitin protein ligase binding. Gene Ontology annotation, biological process: negative regulation of apoptotic process; negative regulation of mitochondrial calcium ion concentration. Lineage: Eukaryota; Metazoa; Chordata; Mammalia; Primates; Lemuridae.
UCUGCUGUGCCUGCACCCUGCACAUCCUUAGCCAGAGCUUACAAGUGAACAACUGGCUGUGAUGGCAGGAGGCCCCCCUAGCAUCAAGGAGGAGAUGGAAAUGUCCAUGGCCAAAGAACUGGGUACUGGAAGUCAAGGACAAAGCCAAGAGCAACUGGUGAUAGCAGAAAUGAUGGAGCGUGGAUCUCGGUCCCUGGGUGCCUCCCAGAAGCGACAGAAGUUGGAACCAAAGUCUGCUGGCUCUGCUGCAGCCCAACUAAUUUGGAAUAUGACUGCCACCCGGCCCAAGAAAAUGGGGCCCCACCUGCAGGUGCCCAGGAUGCCCCGAGAUCAAGGCCAUGGUGAUCUCCAUUCCCAGGAGUAUCCUGGCAGCUUCCAAGGCAUGAAAUUACAGUAUGAGCGCAACCCAGAGGCAGACAUGGUGGCGGAGAUUGGCCUGGAAGAGCUCAAUGGGCUGGAGAUGGAAGUCAUGAGAAGACAGCUGAGUGUGAUCACUGGGCGUUUGCGCGCCCUGGAGGACCAGAGCACCGCCUGGCGUCGCCGGGAUGUUCUGUUCUUCACCAUGCUGGUGUCGGCCUGCACCGUCAACCUGUGGCUGUGGAUGCGCCAGUGA